AUGGUGGCAGAAGAUUGGUUAAAGUCAGUAGAAGCUAUCUUUGACCACAUGGACCAGAAUGACCAUCCAAGGGUUUCGUGUGUAGCUCACCUACUCAAGUUGGAUGUAAGAAUAUGGCGGGAUGUGGUGAAGCAGACUCGCGACUUGAACACUAUGACAUGGGCAAACUUUGUUCAAGCAUUUGGCAAGAAGUACUACAGUGCAGCUGUAUUGGCAACCAGGGUGGAAAAAAUUGUGACUUUUGUUCAAGGUAACUUUUCCAAUACCUAUUACGCUCAGAAGUUUGUCAGGCUAGCUUGUUUUGCACUUGAAAUAGUACCAACCGAAGCCAUGCAGGUCCAAAGGUUUAUGAGGGGACUUAUGCCUAUGAUUGCUAGAGAUGUCAAGAUGACCGAUGGUUAG
Messenger RNA from Humulus lupulus (European hop), 402 nucleotides. RefSeq lists its product as uncharacterized. Lineage: Eukaryota; Viridiplantae; Streptophyta; Magnoliopsida; Rosales; Cannabaceae. Bases 1 to 402 code for a protein of 133 amino acids. The transcript has a single exon. The record is from RefSeq and is a predicted model, not a curated record.